AUGGAAAUAAAAGAAAAUGAGCAAGAUAGUGGAUUGCACGCGAGGUAGGCAUUAAUGAAACAGCGUUUUAUAUACAGAAAUACUGAAAGCCAAUAAUAAAAACCUCUCUAUAAAGAGGACGAGAUAUCUUUGAGUGCAUCUGAGAUAUCUGAAAGGGAAUUAUAAAUUUAAGAUAAUACUUACAACUUAAAAUAUGAAAAUACAAGAGAUAAAAUGAAGUUUCAGAACAACUUUUAAUAGGAAACGAGCAGUCCUCAUUCAUUAGUAUUUUUUUCUAAUUGCUAGAUAGAUCUAACUAUGCAAGAGAAUUAGCAUAAAUCUAUGGAAAAUAAAUUCAAAUUUAGGCAUGGCAACGAAGAGAGUAUCCAAAAUUCUUAACUUGCCUUUCAUAACAGCAACUAUUAGCUCAACAAAGAGAGACAAUUUUAUGAGAAUAGUAUUGUAGAAAAUACAUCUGAAGGAAAAAACAAAAAGAAUAGUAUAAAUUCUAGCAAGCCCUAUUAAGGGAAGACUUAACCACAAGAAGGUGAAAACGCCAAUUCUUAAGAUUCGAAGAUGAAUUAAAAGUAAUAGGAGGAACCUCAUAUAAAUCCUAUUUAGAAUAAAACUUUAAAGCACAUGAUUCAUUAAAACAAAGUGAAUAAUAUAAAAAAGAAGUUUAUUAAUAACCUCAUAACAUCAUGCCCAAGUGUAACUUUCAAACAUCUGACAAGAAAAUAAUUUGGGAUUAUAAAUGACUUCUCAUCUGAUUUUGGUUACUUUAUCCAUAACACAAAUCAACUAAUAUUUUCUGAGAAAAGCUCAUAUAUCAAGAAGAUUGCUUAUUCUGUUGGAAAUACAAAAUUAAGUGACGUACUUAGCUCUUUUAUGAGUGGAGAUUACUUAUUCUAAUCCGUUACUUACGAAAACGGAGAAGCCAUAACAAAUAGGAUAAAAAUAUGCUAAAAAUAUUUUUGGAAUUUCAUAAAAGAUGUAGCAAUUGUAGUCAUUUUUCAACUUUCUAAAAAUAUAGACUAAGAUAGCUUAAUCUAUUAUCUUGAUUAUAUAAUUUUUUUGAAGUACAUUGAUAUCCCACAAAAACUACAAGAGUUGGAAACAAAGUUAUAAAUUAGUUAGACAAAAUUGAAUUGGAUAAAACUCAUCAAGUUAGAAUGCUUGGUUUUGCUAAUUGCUCACGUGGCUUGUUGCAUUUUUCUAAGAAUAGGAUUGACUGAAAUGAGGCUAAACAACGAUUCAUGGAUAACUCAAUUCAAAUACGAUGAUAACUCAAACGAAAAAAAUUAUAUAAUUUCUUUGUAUUACAUAAUUAUAACAAUGACCACUAUUGGAUAUGGAGAUAUAACACCCUUCACUACAAAUGAAAAAAUAUUUAUGAUUUUAGUUGCAAUAGUAGCUACAAAUAUAUGCGCUUACUCUUACACUUAAAUAAAUGAAAUCGUGAAAUAUGAAGAAUAAAAGAAGUAAAUUUAUUAAUAAACUAUGCAAGGAAUAAAUAAUGAAAUGAAUAAAAUGGGACUAAAUAUUUUAUUGCAGCACAAAGUAAGAAAACAUUUUGAGUUUUAGCUUUACAAAGAAGAAGAGAAGAAGAAAUACUCCGAAAAUUUAUUUGAUGUAUUGCCAAAAUCGCUCAAAGAAGAGGUUCUUCAAGAAUUAACACAAGGGCUCUCAAAUGAAAUAAUAGUACUGAAAAAUAUGUCAACUUCAUGUCUAAAAGAAGUGAGAAAUAGCAUUAAGUAAAAAGUACUUUUCCCAGAAGAAAUUAUUGUUAAGCACAAUGAGCUUGAUAACUGUAUUUAUUAUGUCGCUUAGGGCUCUGUGACUCUAAGCAUUCCAGUUUAAGUCCUUUCAAAUGAGAAGUACCAUAAAACUCCAUUUAUGAAUGUGAAAACGCUUACAAAAAAUACUGCGUUUGGAUACGAAGGAUUUCUUUUAGAUUAAGUGAGUCCUUACACAAUUAAAUCUGAUGGAGUAGGGUUUUUGCUAUUAAUUCAAAAAGAUGAGUUUUUAAGCAUUUUGAAAAGACACCCUCGCGAUUAUGAAAUGUACAUGAUGCUUAAGGAUGAAGCUUUGCUAAAUAAAAAAACAGAAAAUAUAAUUUAGAACUGCAUGUCAUGCAAUGAUUCUAACCAUUAAAUCGGAUCUUGUCCUUAUGUUACUUUUUUUAAAAAGCGAUGGAAAAAACCUAUUAAACAAGAAGUUAUCAGAUAAACCUUUAAUCGUUAGAGAAAAGAUAGAACUAAAUCUAAUUCUUAUAAGAAUUUAAUCAUUUAUUAAGAUUGUGCCAAGGAAUUCGUAUUAACACAGUAAAGAGAUGAAGAGAUCAAUGAACUUUAUAAUUUGCUGAAGAGCAAUAAAUAAGCAACUCAAAAAGAUUUUGUUUCAAGUGAAACAACUAAUAGCAGCGAGUCAGACAUGACUGAAUAAUUAGAAGAAGAUUCUUCGUCUUUUGCUAAUUUUGUAAACUCCUAAAAGCUUACUGUUUCUUUGUAAAAUAACUUAAUGCAGAAUUAGCAAUAAUAGAAAAGCAAUCAGUUCAUUUCAACAGAGUAAAGAGGAAUUUAAGAGUAGCUAAAAAUGAAAUCAAAAAGAGAAAGCUUUGAAAUUAAAAAAGGUAACUCUUCUGAUAAUACUAAGAAUAUGAAUACGACCAAUGGUGUCUAAGGAGUUUAAUCGAGAUAGCUUUACGUAAUUGAAGAGGGGGAAGAAGACACUAUACAAUAAUCAAUGAAUAGAUCACUUGAUUCGUAUAAUAAAAUAAAGAAAAGUAUUCAAGAGAGUAUAUUCUAAAGAUAAAAUGAAGAAAAAUAAUUUGAAAAGAAUAGCUCGAAACAAAAUGAAAAUACUAGCAGCAACAGCAGCAUCUUUCCUCCUUCUUCAAACGAAAAAGUAACUUAGAGAAAUGUUGAUUAUCAAGAUUUAAAUAUUGCUCCUGCUCAAAUAUAUUCUAAUACAUCAAUUUUAAAUGAUAUUCCAGAUAAGAAUAAAGUUAAUUCUGCAUAAAUUAUUGAAGAUAAUAGCUAAAAUGUGAGCAAAACGUCUAUUAAUGUAUCUACUUCUCUUCAACAGGCUAGGUAAAACAAUAAUCAAUAAAAGAAAAGUACUGCACAAUCACCAUCAAAAAUAGAAAACUCGAAAAAAAGAAGUAGCUAAACUUCAAUAAAAGAUUUAAAUAAAUUUGAGAUGACCAGCAAACAUUUAACUGAAGAGCAAUGGGAUAUCGAAGACGAAAAUAAUAAUAUGAAACUAAGCGGAAAAAAAUAGGUUUAGGCGAACAAAGAAUAGACUUUUUAAGAUGAAAUGUUUAACAUUUACUAAAAAAAUGCUAAAAAAGCCUUGAGAUCGGAAAGACGUGUUUCUUCUCUAAUAAACAAAGAAUUGGAAUCUCCUUAUAAAUUUUCUACUGUCAGUAACCUUCUUUUCGAUGACUUUACUUCUCCUGUUUUGAUCUCUCCAACAAAAAGAAAGAAUAAAUACACAUAAUCUAUCAUAAUUUAAAACUUAGAGCACAUUGAGAACAACCCUGUUUUCUUGCAUAACUAAUCAAGCACAAGUUAAAGCUAAUUUGAUAGUGAAUGCAUUAUAUAGUAGACUCCUUCCAAUUAGUAAAUAAGUUUACAAGGAAACCUCAUCUCAACUUCUCCUCUUGUUCUCCAAAAAAGGAGCUCACAAAAAAUGUUAUCAAACUAAGUGAAAUUUUCUCAAAAUAUUCAAAGUCAUUAACCAGGUAAUACAACACCUCGUAACAGUUUACCUACAAAUAGUGCAUAUCCUUAACAAAUAGAUUAACAGUUUGAUAUACAAAUACCCUCUAAAAAUAGAGAUCAAAGAGCAAGAUAAAGCUUCUCUCAAGCAGUGCAAAAUGACUAAGCAAAAUAUCAGCCGCAAUCAACAUCUCCAAAAAAUUCAGAAAGUAAGAUGAAUCUAAUGAACAUGUCAAUGUCUGAGUACAAAUAAUAAACUUUGCAAAAUUUAAAUUAUGCAAGCAGUUAAGGGAAAAUGCAAACUCAUUUAAUGCUCUCCUCAGGUGAAUCACACUAAUACUCCUCAGAAUACUAAAUUAAAUUUUAAGAAGGCCUGCAAGAUUUGGACAUGUUGAUUGUAAGAAAGAAUCUAAGAAUAGCUUAUGAAAAAGGUUUUAUCAAAACUGAUCUUGUUAAAGUCUUAGAUAACGAAAUUGAUAUUGACAUAAUGAAAAACUAUAAUUUUUAUUAUCCCUAAAAGAAUGCUAGAGUUGUAGUUUUCAAAUUGCGCAGAUUUCAAUAAGUAGCUAAUUCUAAGAAAAGCAAAAUAGUUUCUAAAAUUAACAUUGAAAACAAAAAAAAGAUCAGGAAGAGCAAAUAAUCAGAAUAUAGCAGUCUGUCCGUGAAGAAUCUAAGUACAAAACCAAAUAGUGCGACCAUGAAUCAACUAUCAAGACCUUCUUUAAGAAUAUCUUGA
Molecule: messenger RNA, 4437 nt
Organism: Tetrahymena thermophila SB210
Lineage: Eukaryota; Ciliophora; Oligohymenophorea; Hymenostomatida; Tetrahymenidae
Product: cyclic nucleotide-binding domain protein
Exons: 8
Biological process (GO): regulation of membrane potential; potassium ion transmembrane transport
Cellular component (GO): membrane
Molecular function (GO): voltage-gated potassium channel activity
Source: RefSeq, a predicted model, not a curated record